Messenger RNA from Indicator indicator, 1053 nucleotides. RefSeq names its product cellular communication network factor 3 (gene CCN3). The record is from RefSeq and is a predicted model, not a curated record. The transcript is spliced from 5 exons. Gene Ontology annotation, biological process: cell adhesion; signal transduction. The coding region runs from base 1 to 1053 and encodes 350 amino acids. Gene Ontology annotation, molecular function: heparin binding; integrin binding. Lineage: Eukaryota; Metazoa; Chordata; Aves; Piciformes; Indicatoridae. Gene Ontology annotation, cellular component: extracellular matrix; extracellular region.
AUGGCGACAAGCGGCGGGCAGGGCCUGCCCGCUCUGCUCCUCCUCCUCCUCCGGCUGUGCGAGGUGAGCGGCCGGGAGCCGGCGUGUUCCCGGCCCUGCGGCGAGCGCUGUCCGGCCGAGCCGCCGCGGUGCGCCCCGGGAGUGCCCGCCGUGCUGGACGGCUGCUCCUGCUGCCUUGUGUGCGCCCGGCAGCGCGGCGAGAGCUGCUCCCCGCUGCUGCCCUGCGACGAGAGCAGCGGCCUCUACUGCGACCGCGGCCCUGAGGACGGUGGAGGGGCCACCGGCAUCUGCAUGGUGCUGGAGGGAGACAACUGCGUGUUUGAUGGGAUGAUUUAUCGCAGUGGGGAGACGUUCCAGCCCAGCUGCAAGUACCAGUGCACCUGCCGAGACGGACAGAUUGGCUGCCUGCCCCGCUGUAACCUGGACUUGCUUCUCCCUGGUCCUGACUGCCCAUUCCCCAGAAAAAUCGAAGUCCCUGGAGAGUGCUGUGAGAAGUGGAUCUGCGACCCAAAAGAUGAAGUGAUUUUGGGAGGUUUUGCUAUGGCUGCCUACAGACAAGAGGCCACACUCGGGAUAGAUGUGUCAGAUUCGAGUGCCAAUUGUAUUGAGCAGACAACAGAGUGGAGUGCUUGUUCCAAAAGCUGUGGAAUGGGCUUUUCCACUCGUGUUACCAAUAGAAAUCAACAGUGUGAGAUGGUGAAGCAGACACGGCUUUGCAUGAUAAGACCUUGUGAAAAUGAAGAACCGUCUGAUAAGAAAGGGAAGAAAUGUAUCCGAACAAAGAAGUCUCUGAAGGCUGUUCGCUUUGAGUACAAGAACUGCAGCAGCGUGCAGACCUACAGACCUCGUUACUGUGGCCUCUGCAGCGACGGGCGGUGCUGUACCCCACACAACACCAAAACCGUUCAAGUGGAGUUCCGCUGUCCCCAGGGCAAAGCCCUGAAAAAGCCAAUGAUGCUGAUCAGCACCUGUGUCUGUCAUAGCAACUGUCCUCAGAACAACAGUGCUUUCUUCCAGCCAAUUGAUCCGACAUCUAGUGAAGCAAACGUGUGA